CAUCAUUUGUUUAAGGUGUUUGCUGAACCCGGUGAACAAGACAGUAUUAAUUUUACUAGUAAUAAAUUGAAAUCUAGAACACCGAAAACGUAUACAGGUUCAGCUAACAAUUCCUAAUGUCGGAACCAGCGGAAACCGCACCUUUGGGGCAGCCACAGCGACUGUCGGAGGACAGUGAGACCGGUGACGAGCAUGAAUUUGCGAGCGGUGCGCCCACCGUACCGAUCGCAGGUAAGACUGAGGCUGGUCCGUCGAAGCUAGCAAAGCGAUCGAAUGUCGAUUUUCACGACGAGGAACCGGAAGAGAAAAGAGCCGCAGGCGAGCAUACGGCACUGGUGGCGACACAUUACAAUGAGAUUAAGGAAGGAACUCUUGACGAUCGAAGUGACUCGAAAAUAGUUUAUUUGCGAAACUUUAACAAUUGGGUGAAAAGUAUUAUAAUUAACAAAUUUCUUACGAAGGUAAGAGCGACUGUCCCCGAAAGGACUCCCUUGAAAGUGAUGGACAUGUGCUGCGGAAAAGGUGGUGAUUUACGUAAAUGGCAGAAAGGUAACAUUGCUCAUCUGAUCUGCACGGAUAUAGCCGAUGUUAGCUUAGAGCAAUGUGAAAAACGUUAUAAAGAAAUGAAACCGGCGAAGGACGGGAAGCUUUUCACGGCGGAGUUUAUUCAGGCUGAUGCCACUUUGCAGCAGCUAAGAACGAAGUAUGAGGACCCUUCACUUACGCUGCAUGUGGUGAGCUGUCAGUUUGCACUGCACUACGGCUUUGAGUCGCUUAAGCAAGCGGAACGAAUGCUGAAAAAUGCAGCCGAAUGUUUACGGCAGGGUGGGUAUUUCAUCGGCACGAUUGCCGAUGCAAACGAAAUCAUGAAGCGGCAACGGGCAGCUGGUGGGAACGAGUUUGGUAAUGACAUCUACAAAAUUACCUUUUUCUGUGACACUGACAAUCCGCCACUCUUCGGUGCUAAAUACCAUUUCAAAUUGGACGGAGUGGUAGACUGUGCCGAGUUUCUGAUUCACUUUCCGACGCUGGUCAAGCUGGCACGCAAGGUGGGCCUACGGUUUGUCGAGAAAAUGCGGUUUGAUGAGUACUACGAAAAAUCGAUCGGUCAAUGGCAGGUGCUGAGCGAGAGGAUGAACGCACUGGAAACCUAUCCCGGCGAUACGGCAAGGGAUCGUAGCCGUCAGCAGAGCAAACCGGAACAGUACGCGCACGUUCAGCAGUUUUUCGACGGGAAAGCCCCGCCCAAGGUGGGAACGUUAUCCCAGCAGGACUGGGAAGCUUGUACGUUGUAUCUGUAUUUUGCUUUUGAAAAGAUGAAAACUGAAUGGGACGCCAAAGGAAAUCCAGUGUAUUCUUGAGCAACUAGCGCUUACAUUUUGAGUUCAGACAGUGGGCUAUUAGUCCUGAAUUGUUCCUUAUUGUGCAAGCCAGUUUUUUUUGUCAUUGUGUGAGAGUUAUCUAAAUAUUAUUGAAACUGCCUGAUUUUUGUUGUAUGGAAACUUUUUAGGACUUUAAAAUGACGUUUAACCGUGUUUUAGUUUUCGGAGAAUGUAUUUAAUUUGUUUAAUAAACGACAAGUUAUGAAAUUUUGACAAGAAAU
Messenger RNA from Sabethes cyaneus, 1603 nucleotides. It is a transcript of the gene Rnmt, whose product is annotated as mRNA cap guanine-N7 methyltransferase. The coding region runs from base 117 to 1361 and encodes 414 amino acids. The record is from RefSeq and is a predicted model, not a curated record. Gene Ontology annotation, biological process: 7-methylguanosine mRNA capping. Gene Ontology annotation, molecular function: mRNA 5'-cap (guanine-N7-)-methyltransferase activity. Gene Ontology annotation, cellular component: nucleus. Lineage: Eukaryota; Metazoa; Arthropoda; Insecta; Diptera; Culicidae. The transcript has 3 exons.